AUGAGACUGCAACAGUUUACAGAACAUUCAUCAGCUUCACCGAGUGAUGCGCAGACGCCUUUCCUUUCCUCUGGAGUCACUGGUAUCGGAGAUGCUCGUAAUAUUUUUUAUGAACAGCAACUGGCGCGAAAGGAAAAAGACAUCACGGAGCUGAGAAAUGCUGUGCACGUGGCGGAAUUGAACGUUCGUGACAUUCAACAGGCAUCACUCACUAAAGAUCUUCAACAUUUUGAAAUGGUGGAAAAGUUGAAAGAUGAAAUUAGAAUUUUAGAAGGAAAAGUGAAAUUUUUGAGCGGUGAUGCAAAUAUGGAAUAUUUACGAAACAUUUUCAUCCAGUUGUUGCAUUGUGAAAGUUCAUCUGGUCGAAAACACAUCCUGAAGGCGAUUGGCGCCGUGUUGAAAUUGAGUACUACUGAAAUGCGAGCCAUCGAAAGACGUACUCAUCCUUAG
This is a messenger RNA of Gongylonema pulchrum, 450 nucleotides long. The record is from the annotation of a GenBank genome assembly. Lineage: Eukaryota; Metazoa; Nematoda; Chromadorea; Rhabditida; Gongylonematidae.